Molecule: messenger RNA, 1131 nt
Organism: Synchiropus splendidus (mandarinfish)
Lineage: Eukaryota; Metazoa; Chordata; Actinopteri; Syngnathiformes; Callionymidae
Product: probable G-protein coupled receptor 21
Exons: 1
Coding region: 103-1131 (342 amino acids)
Biological process (GO): G protein-coupled receptor signaling pathway
Cellular component (GO): membrane
Molecular function (GO): G protein-coupled receptor activity
Source: RefSeq, a predicted model, not a curated record
CUGGCCUCCCGCCUGAGCGCAGAGCUCUGGGAUCCUGCCUGCGGGGAGACUUCAGACGAGGAAGAUGAGGCGCUAACCCGUCACAUCUCCUCCAGCCCAAACAUGAACUCUUCCUCUGACCCGAGCGAGUCGCCUUCCUUCUGCCUGCUGGGUUACUCCCUCACUCUGGACACCUGCGUGCUGGAGGUGACCGUCAUCCUCGUCCUCACCGUGCUCAUCAUCGCUGGCAAUCUGGUGGUGAUCUUUGUCUUCCACUGCGCCCCCCUGCUGCACCACCACACCACCAGCCACUUCAUCCAGACCAUGGCAUACGCCGACCUGCUGGUGGGCGUCAGCUGCCUGGUGCCCUCGUUCUCUCUGCUGCACUACCUCAGAGGGCUGAACGAGGAGCUCACCUGCAAGGUGUUCGGCUACAUGGUGUCGGUGCUGAAGAGCGUCUCCAUGGCGUCGCUGGCGUGCAUCAGCGUGGACCGCUACAUUGCCAUCACUCGCCCUCUGUCUUACGCCACGCUUGUGACGCCCUGCCGCCUGCGGAUGUGCAUCGUCCUCAUCUGGCUCUACUCCGCCCUUGUCUUCCUGCCAUCUUUCUUUGGAUGGGGGAAACCCGGUUACCACGGCGACAUCUUUCAGUGGUGUGCCGACUCCUGGAAGACCAACCCCGCCUUCAGCACCUUCAUCGUGGCUCUGCUUUACGCGCCGGCGGCGCUCACCGUCUGCUUCACCUAUGGGAGCAUAUUCAGGAUCUGCCGGCAGCACACGCGGGAGAUCACACAGCGCCAUGCCCGCUUCAGCCCGCCAGUAGAGGGCGACAAAGGGGAGCGAUGUGACGGCUGUCCGGACAAACGCUACGCCAUGGUACUGUUCCGGAUCACGAGCGUCUUCUACGUGCUGUGGAUGCCCUACAUCCUGUACUUCCUGCUGGAGAGUGCCGGGCUCUACCACCACAAAGUUGCGUCCUUCCUCACCACGUGGCUGGCCAUCAGCAACAGCUUCUGCAACUGUGUCAUCUACAGCCUGUCCAACAGCAUGUUCCGGAAGGGCCUGGGCAGACUCUUCAGCCCCCUCCUCUCCUGGUGCCACAGCUGCAGCACCGCCAAGAAGGCCCAGGUUCCUGUAGACCGUCCGGUCUGA